Messenger RNA from Orbicella faveolata, 2076 nucleotides. RefSeq names its product neuropeptide FF receptor 1-like. NCBI's taxonomy places the organism in Eukaryota, Metazoa, Cnidaria, Anthozoa, Scleractinia, Merulinidae. The record is from RefSeq and is a predicted model, not a curated record. Gene Ontology annotation, cellular component: plasma membrane. Gene Ontology annotation, biological process: G protein-coupled receptor signaling pathway. Gene Ontology annotation, molecular function: G protein-coupled receptor activity.
GAAACAUUUUAGGCUUAAAUCUUCCAACUUGACAAAGUUCAGGCCAAUAAACGGGAAAAAAAUGAUUAAAUUGUUAAGAUUUAUUACAUAUUAGAACUUCACAUGGCGCAACUUGACAUUCGUUUUUCUCCCUUGUUUGUCAAUAUUUUCAUUCUCUUACCAGUGUUACCAAUAAAAUCUUUAUCUAAAUCCCAAGGAAACAGUGAUGCCAACCUAUUAAUAACAUUAUUAGCAGAGUAAACGUUUUGACCAUACGAUAACAUAUUCAUAGUAAUAAGUUUUACAUCCUCCUUUUACCUGCGUCGAUAAAGUCUCCGCCACUUCCGUUCUGGAAUCAGUAUUUCGUAAAUGCAUUUCCUUCAUUCUGUCUCGCCGGCCAAUGGAGCUCUAUGUAAAAUAAAUUUAUUUGAUUUUAAAAAUGUCAUUAAUGUUCUCACGAGAUCCACUUACAUUCCAUUCUGCAUAGAUAUUGAACACUGUCAGUGAUUUAGUAACAGAGAUAUCUCUCAGAGGAGGUGGAGAAUAUUAUAGAACAUAACAAUCGGUACAACAUCUCUUCUAACAAUGCUAACAAAUUCACAAAACACGUAAAACAAUCGUUUUCCUGUUUACGUGAUAAGUUCACCGAGAAAGAUAAAAAAAAUUACCUUCUUCCCAAGAUAAAUGAACAAGAUAAGUGACACAAUGCUUUUUCUUCUUUUAAUGGUCCCUUCAGAGCAGUAAGAAUAUUUUAAUAUUUACCGUCACAUCGCUGAUAUAAUCAUUAAGGAUACAGUGUGCUAUCUAAAAUUGAAAAUGUCGCUGCAUGGUCUCGGAGAGUGAUUCGAAUAGACUGGAGGGGAAAUUGGACGCUGUUGACUUCGUGGAUGCAGAUCACGGGAUGUAAGGACGAUAAACAAUGGAGAAAAAUUCCAUAUGGUGGAUUGAGCUCGUUAUUAUAAUCGCAGUAUUCGUUGUUGGACUAGUAGGAAACAUCUUUGUGCUGAUCAUUGUACAGGCGAAAAACGCCAGAAAGACAGUCCAUGGAAUAUUCGUGACGUGUCUGGCAGUGGCGGAUUUGGCUUUGUUGUGUUUUGACUCGCCUGUUUCCAUUCUAGGUAAGUUUGAUGUGGCUUCCGAGAUAUUUAACUGCAGAGUUCAUCUAAUUGUGGUAACAACAGGCUACAAUGUAGGACUUUUUACCAUCACAUCCAUGGCGAUGCAUCGAUGCCACAUUGUGACUCAUCCGUGGAGACCAAAGUUAAAACGUAAAGGAGCAAUAAUAUGGGUGUCGCUAAUAUGGCUGGCAGCUUUUGUUCUGGUUAUUCCGCUUAUCGUGGUCAAUAAACCAACGAGAAAUGGCUGUGAAGAAUUUUGGCCCACGCCUGGUCACAGCCAAGCGUACACUGUCUCACUCAUGACAAUUCAAUACAUAAUGCCCCUACUCAUUACAGCAAUUUGCUAUGUACGAAUAUGGCUGUUUUUGAAAAGCCGACCUGUUUUGCCCAAUAACAGUGGUUUAGCAACUGCAAGGGAAACUCCUGGAGAAGAAACCGCAAGAGAAAGCAUUGUAAUACUCAAGACUGUUGCAGUUAUCGUUUUAUUGUUUUUGGUUCUUUUAUUGCCCACUCAAGUGGCUUGGAUGUUGUUAGAUUUCAGAAAUAUUUCCUCCCAUGAACUUUGGUUUGCUUCUGACAUACUAACAAGGCUGCAUAGCUGCAUAAACCCAGUUGUUUAUGGAGUUAUGAACAAACAAUAUCGUCGUAGGUACGUCACAUUUUUAUCGCGCAUGCUCUGCUGCAGUUGCUUUUUACGUGUCGAGCAGGCACCACCACAAAUACCACUGGAUCAACACGUGACCGUGAAUCAAAGAGUUUACAGCGAAGAUCAUGGUCAGCGAACGCCACAGUAUCCACAGCAUGGGAAUUGAUUUUGCAUUGCUAUCAGUCAAUUGCCGGUUUCUUGUUUACAGGAGUCCUAGCAAGGAGUUAUUUGAUAAAUGAAAUCCAAAGAACUCUCGAUACUUUGGACCUUCCUGUAUUUGGUUUUGUAUGAACUACUAUACCUGUCAAAGAAAAUAAAUAAAUGAAUAAAAUA